UGACUAAUAAACCAUUUAUUGUAUUAUUAAGUCUACAAAUCAUUUCAAACGAAAGCUCUAUCAGUCCCCAAAAUUGAUGUUGAGUGCCAAUAUAAAUUUAAUACGCAUAACAAAAAAGUUUAUAUUUUUGACAACUCCACAAUGUCGCUCGGAAUAAAGUUAAUCUAUGCGAGUUUUUGUUUAGCUACACUUAUUGUAGCCAGUGAAUCAGCACGUGUACUCGGUUUCUUUCCAACACCCUCAAAAAGCCAUUUGAUCAUACAUAGUGCGGUUGCAAGUGCUUUAGCCGAACGCGGUCAUGACGUCACAGUGGUCUCGACACACAAAUCGGUCCAAGAGAAUCCCCCAUAUCGUUACAUUCAACUCAAUGUGCCCGGCUUCUCUCAUAAUGAAUUCUCAAAAUCAAUGGCAAAACCAUUACCUUGGUAUCAGAAAAUGAAUUCGAAUAUGCAAAUUUGGAAUAAUUACGCGAAUAUCAGUUUAAAUCAACCAGAAAUGCAAGAGUUGAUGGCUAAUGAAUCUUUUGAUAUGGUGAUAUUGGGAUACUUUUAUAAUCAAUUUCUAUUGGGAGUUGGGGCACAUUUUAAGUGUCCGAUUGUAAUGUCUUUCAUGAUCCGACCAAAUCCAAGUUUGAGUGAACUGGUUGGUAAUCCGGACGAAGCUGCGUAUGUUCCGAGUAUUCUGAUCCAAACCGAUCAACCAUUGGGAUUCUUUGAUAGAGUUCGAAAUUUCAUAUCGAUUAAUUUGUUGGAGAAAUUUCUUUUGAAGCGUUUAUUAAUGUCUUAUCAAUCUGAAUUAUAUAACAAAAACUUCCCUGCCGACAAGUAUCCACCAUUCGAGGACAUGCUGAAGAAUGUUUCUCUUGUUCUGACUAACCAUCAUUUUAGUCAAGGCCUUGUUCGUCCAUAUGUUCCUGCUUUAGUGGAAAUUGGAGGAAUUCAAAUAAAAAACGAGCCAGAUCCAUUACCAGAGGAUAUUAAAUCAAUUUUGGAUAAUUCCUCAGAGCAUGGAGUUGUUUUCUUCAGUCUUGGAACUACCAUUGAAGGAAAUACACUUGAACCUGCCAAAUUGCAAGCCAUAUUCAAUGCUCUUUCAAAACUCAAAGAAACCAUUCUUUGGAAAUGGAGUGAUUCCAAGUUGCCAGGAAAAUCUCCAAACAUUGUCUAUAAGAGUUGGGUACCACAAAAUGAUGUCCUUGCACAUCAAAAUGUCAAACUCUUUAUCACCCAUGGUGGUCAAGGAAGUGUUGUAGAGUCUUCAUUCCAUGGAGUACCAAUGGUUGGUAUUCCAAUUUAUGCUGAUCAAAAAUCAAACAUGGAAAGUGUUACCAAACAGGGUUUUGGUUUGUUAGUAGAUUUUCACACUUUGCAAGAAGAAGAACUUAGUAGAACGAUUAACGAAGUUCUGAGUGAUAAAAAAUACACAGAAAAAGUUCAGAAGUUCGCAAGGGUCUAUAAAGAUCGCCCAAUGACAGCAAAGGAAACAGCUGUUUUUUGGAUGGAAUAUGUCCUUCGGCAUCAUGGUGCUAUUCAUAUGCAAAGUCCAGCAGUUCAUAUGAAUUUCUUCCAGCUAAAGUCACUCGAUGUUAUUGGAUUCCUAGCAGCUUGCAUUUAUCUUGUCUACAGGGCUAUCAAGUUCAUCAUUUUGUUUGUUAAAUCAAAACUUUGGGAUGCGAGGAAGAUUAAAGCAGAAUAAAGUUAUUUGUCUUUUUAUUUUUCAUGGAAUUAAUAGCUUGAGGGUAAGGAAGCAUAAUCACUCGCCAACCGGAAAAUAUUGUCGAAAUAAUGAAAAAAAUAAAUUCCGACUAAGUUGACGCUUGAUGAUGCCUUAAAUUCCCUAAAAUUAAGGAAGUGAUUCUCUCCAUUUCAUCGAAUAAAAGUAUAAUAAAUUAUACCAGAGGACCUCUUUUUGCUUGGUUGGGUUUGUUCGAAAUCCUUUUUUCCAUUAUUAAAGCCUGUCCCUGCUACCCACAUAUAUUUUAUUGUUUAUGGCUACAACACAAAACUUGGUCUUGUCAUCAUGAGAGUGUAGGUUUAUUUAUGGUGUUAUAAAUGCGAGGAAAUUCUGUAUAUGUGUUACUGUUGAAUUGCUUAUAAUAUUCCAUCACAUACCUACACAUUUUGUGGGGAUAUUGUUAAUUGCCAAACAAGAGCUGCAAGUCACAUUAUAGUUUCCCUCAUCAAGAGAGAGAGAAAGAGACGUUAUCCUUGAGAGA
This is a messenger RNA of Episyrphus balteatus (marmalade hoverfly), 2215 nucleotides long. RefSeq names its product UDP-glycosyltransferase UGT5-like. The record is from RefSeq and is a predicted model, not a curated record. Gene Ontology annotation, molecular function: UDP-glycosyltransferase activity. Lineage: Eukaryota; Metazoa; Arthropoda; Insecta; Diptera; Syrphidae. The transcript is spliced from 3 exons. The coding region runs from base 142 to 1695 and encodes 517 amino acids.